UUUCGAUUGGGCUUUAAAAGACGAGUUUUGGGGGUUUGGCGGAUCUAGGGGAAGGGGCUAGGGUGCCCGACCCCCUCCCCACUUAUCUUGGAUAAAAAGUGAAUGCAGUGGGAAGAACCCGGUGGUCUGUUCGGUCGGCUUAUUUUUAUUUCAGAGUGAAGACUGAGCCGAGGAAUCUCGUUUCCAUGGUGCGUGAAUAGCAAAAUGGCGGUAUUUCCUCAAGUCAGAUAGUCAGAGCACUUUUUAUUGCUCCAAUCAUGACUUCUCUGAAGAAUUGUGACCCGCAGUUAAGACGAUAUCUACUUGAACAUCGGCUUCCGGAUAUAUUUGAGGUAUCUUCGCUAGAUGUUUUUUCAGGUGUUUUCAUAGAUAAGCCGCACCCCCGCUUUGGGAGCAAUUUUUCGUGGAAAAAGGUGCGGCUUAUACACAGGGAUUCUUUCAUUGAUGAAAGAUAUCGACCCAAGAACAGAGUGGUAAAGGCUUCAGUACUGGAUUUUCUGUGGUCAUACGAAGAUGAAAACUCACAGCCAACUCCUGAAAUGUACCAAAAAGCCUACAACUCGUACAAUCUUAAACUAAAGGCAUCAUGUUUCAGUGCCUGGAUGCGUUAUCACAAGUACAUGAGAAGAAAGAAGGCUAUAUUAGCCAAGAAACAAGAAAAUGCUCGGAUUUGGCAUCAGCAUAGAGUACAGAGGAUACAUCUUGGAUAUUGGAUUGAAUGGGCUUCUGAGAGAAAGGAAAGGCAGCAUGUUAUCUCCUCAAGGAUCCGCAGAGUCCUAGCAAUGUCGUUGUUACGUGUGGUGUUUGAUGCGUGGCAUAGUGUUGCUGUGGAUGCAAUGAAGACAAAGGAGUAUUUUGAGCGAAUUGAAAGAGGAGAGAUCAUCGACUCAGCGUACGAGGGGUUCUUCCGUGUUAGAACAGAUGGCAAAGAUGAAAUUUCAUCACUACCAAAACAUGUUGCGUUAAGGAUUUUCAGUUAUGUGAGUGUUGGUGACUUGGGACGUUGUGCUCGGGUGUGUAGAAACUGGAAGGUGUUAAUUGAAGCCAACAUUCUCUGGAGUAAGGUUGAUUUCUCCAUUUUGAAACACAGUGCAACAAAUAAAGUAGCAGCUAACGUAAUCCACAAAUGCCGUCCAUUCCUGGGGCAUUUAAAUCUUCGCGGAUGCUAUAAUUUAACCAGUGAGAGCAUCAAACUCGCAGCUCAAUGCAGAAAUCUGCAAGAUUUGAACUUAUCGGAGUGUUCAGGAGUAACGGAUGAAACAGUCAAGAAUGUUGCCAUGGGCUGCACAGCUUUACUGUACCUAAACUUGGCUAAAACGCCUAUUUCUGAUGCGUCUCUCAGAUAUCUCGGAAGGUACUGCACAAACAUGCUUUACCUGAGCUUGGCUUUCUGCACAAAGUUUACCAAUAAAGGCCUUAGUUACAUGGCGAAUGGGAAAGGAUGUCACAAGAUAGUGCACCUUGAUUUGUCUGGAUGUGAGCAGGUAACAGAGGAAGGCUACAGAUUUAUUUCAAGAGGUUGUAGCACUUUAACAACGAUUAUUUUGAAUCAGCUCCCAGGAUUGAGAGAUGACUGUAUACAGGCAUUGACAUCUGAAUGCCGCACAUUGAAGAACGUGUCGAUCUUGAACUCGCCAUUACUUUCGGAUGCUGCAUUUAAAUGCUUAGCAUCUUGUAGAAGACUUAACAAGAUUAGAGUCGAAGGAAACAAUCGUCUCACUGAUGCAUCACUCAAAGUGUUGGCCAGGAGCUGUCCGCUGCUCCAACACGUGUACUUUGUUGACUGCCCCAGAAUGACUGAUCUGGCUCUUAAGGCUUUAGCUACUUCCAAGCAUCUCCUCGUGGUCAAUGUCGCAGAUUGCGUUCGGAUACAAGACACAGGAGUUCGGCAGAUCGUCGAAGGCUCGUCAGGCGCUAAACUGAAAGAAUUGAAUCUAACAAACUGCGUGCGAGUCAGUGACGUUACAUUGUUAAGAAUUGCCCAACGAUGCCACAAUCUUGUGUAUGCCAGUUUUUGCUACUGCGACCACGUGACAGACGCCGGGGUAGAAUUACUGGGUACCCUCCCAUCUCUCAUGUCACUGGAUUUGUCCGGGUGUAACAUUCAGGACCAAGGUGUGGCCGCUCUUGGUAACAACCCGCGCUUUCGUGACAUCACGCUCGCUGAAUGUCCAAAUAUUACUGAUUUGGGUCUACAGAAAAUGUGUCAGCAGUGUAGACAAUUGGAGAACUUCAAUGUUUCCUGUUGCAGGGGUUUAACUGAUAACGCCAUUAAAAACCUCGCCUUCUGUUGUCGAUUACUUCGCACGCUGAACCUCGCCGGCUGUAACAAGUUGACAGAUUCAAGCCUUCAGUAUUUAUCAGACAAAUCGUUACGGUACUUGAGGAAAGGAUGCAAGGGUUUGUCGUCUUUGACGAUCCUCUACUGUAGAAAUGUUACAAAAUCUGCUGUUCAGAAGCUUCAAACCAAAUGUUCACAUGUGCUCCACAGUUCUGACGAUCCAUCUCCAGCUAUAGGAAAUUAAACGACCACUUACACAUAUGGCGUCAAGUCCCUUAGAGGCCUACAGUUUUCGCUGGAAUUCCUGAGGAAUGUGACUGUUGUUUCAAGAGAAGGAUAGAGCUCAAAAUUUUCAUCGUUUUAACCAUCUUGUUGAAACGGUGCUAUAGAUUGUAUAUAUUGUUGUAUAUAGGUUUGUUAAAAGUACAAUAUUUUUUGUUUUAAAAUUCACACAACUUUGUGUAAGUGUAGAAAGUUAAAUUUUAUUUCAUUGAUGUAAAAAAAAAAUUGUAAAAUACCAU
Messenger RNA from Stylophora pistillata, 2802 nucleotides. Its product is annotated as F-box and leucine-rich repeat protein 13. The record is from RefSeq and is a predicted model, not a curated record. NCBI's taxonomy places the organism in Eukaryota, Metazoa, Cnidaria, Anthozoa, Scleractinia, Pocilloporidae. Gene Ontology annotation, biological process: SCF-dependent proteasomal ubiquitin-dependent protein catabolic process. Gene Ontology annotation, cellular component: SCF ubiquitin ligase complex. Gene Ontology annotation, molecular function: protein binding.